This is a messenger RNA of Bactrocera oleae (olive fruit fly), 4706 nucleotides long. RefSeq names its product position-specific antigen beta subunit myospheroid (gene mys). The record is from RefSeq and is a predicted model, not a curated record. Gene Ontology annotation, molecular function: integrin binding. Gene Ontology annotation, cellular component: focal adhesion; integrin complex; cell surface. Gene Ontology annotation, biological process: cell-matrix adhesion; cell adhesion mediated by integrin; cell migration. NCBI's taxonomy places the organism in Eukaryota, Metazoa, Arthropoda, Insecta, Diptera, Tephritidae.
AGAAAGAACCAAUGCAGCGUAACAGAUAUAAACACCAACACAUUUUAAUCUUGAAUUUCAUGAUCUCAAAAGUUCUGGAAUUUGUUUUUAAGAUAACAGUGAUAUAACACACAAGUGAGUGUGAUUGAAAAUGAAAUACACCCAGAUGUGAUGAUAUUCGGCAUCAUUUGUGUUACGAGAAUUAAGCAAUCGGCGAAUUCACAAUUUGUGUGUAACGAGUUAUUUAAGUUUACCUUUAGUUUUUUGUUAAUUUUUAAUUGAAAAUAAAGCUAUAUUAUACAUAUUUUCACAAUUUACCGACAUUUACUGACAGCUUUAAAUUUGCUAGUCUAUCCCAGUUGGAAAGUAAAGUAAAACGAUGACACACUGAGUGCAGCCCUGCGUGAAAAUAUUUUUUCGAAGCAACAAAUUGCCAUCGCUGAUCAGAUUAUUCGAAAAUUUCGACGAGUGUGGUUGAUUUUAUUGAAAGUGGUGUUUGUGUGUAAAAUAUUUGAUAUAUAUCUGCCCCUGAUGGAAAUAAAAUCUAAUUAAAUAUAGAAGAAUCGUGUAAAAAUUAACAAAUAUUUCAUAUUAGUUAGAAGUCUUCCUGACAAUUACAGGCAAACAUGUUAAUACACUGCUGCCGUCUGUCUGCCGCCAAACGGCUGAUGGCUCUACUAUUUGCCACAUUAUUUGCCUGCAGUAGCAUUUUAAGCGUUGAAGCGCAACUCGCUGGUAAACUCAUACAAGAUCCAUGUGUGAACAAGGCAUCCUGUCAUGAAUGCAUACAAACACAAAAUUGCGCUUGGUGCAUGCAACCGGAUUUUGGAGAUUUGCCACGUUGUUUUAAAAAUAGCAUACAAAAUUAUUGCAAAGAAGAGUUCACCUGGAACCCAUUUACAGAGCAAAAAUUUACUAUCAAUCGUGAAUUGACACGUGGUGGUAAUAGCAGCGUCGCCGCUGGUUACGGUUACGGUUAUGGUGGCUCAUACGAAGCGAGUUCAUCAUAUAGUGGUAGCUCAUCGUCCAGUUCGUCCUACUCCGGCGCUUAUGGUAGUGCAGCCUCCGCUGGUGCUUCAGCUUCUAGUGGGGAAAUUGUGCAAAUCAGCCCACAACGUGUUAGCCUCAAGUUGCGCAUAAAUCAAUUGCACUCGUUAAAUAUGCGCUACUCGCAAGCUAUUGAUUAUCCCGUCGACUUAUACUAUUUGAUGGACUUGUCCAAAUCUAUGGAGGAUGAUAAGGAUAAACUGUCGGCUUUAGGCGAUAAGCUAUCAGAAACUAUGCGUAAUAUUACUUCGAAUUUCCGUUUGGGCUUUGGUUCGUUUGUGGACAAGGUACUAAUGCCCUACGUUUCAACUAUACCCAAAAAACUUGAAAGGCCCUGCGAAGGCUGUGAGGCACCGUACGGUUACCGCAACCACAUGCCUCUGAGUACAAAUACCUCAACGUUCACUUCUGAAGUGAGUCGUGCUGCUGUGUCCGGUAAUUUGGAUGCACCUGAGGGCGGUUUUGAUGCUAUCAUGCAGGCGAUUGUUUGCCGCCAGCAAAUCGGUUGGCGCGAAAAAGCGCGUCGUUUGCUUGUCUUCUCAACGGAUGCUGGUUUCCAUUAUGCCGGUGAUGGCAAGCUUGGCGGCGUGAUUGCACCCAACGAUGGCGAAUGUCAUUUGGGCAGCGAAGGCCUCUACACACACUCCAAAAUUCAAGAUUACCCGAGCAUCUCACAAAUCAAUCACAAGGUCAAGCAGAAUUCAAUUAACGUCAUAUUCGCAGUUACCGCUAAUCAGCAUUCGGUAUAUGAAAAGCUAGCGCAGCAUAUUGAAGGUUCUUCAAGCGCGGUGCUGUCGGAAGAUUCCUCGAACGUUGUCGAUUUGGUGCGCUCUGAAUAUAGCAAAAUUUCCUCUUCCAUUGAAAUGAAGGACAACGCCACAAGCAAUGUAAAAAUCACCUAUCACUCAGCCUGUCUAAAUGGCGGCGCAGAAAUACCUACAGCCAAGUGUGACGGUCUUAAAGUUGGCGAUGUGGUUAAUUUCACUGCACAAAUUUUAGUCACCUCCUGUCCAACGGAUCCGCGUGAAUGGAAUCAAGUCAUACAAAUCUAUCCUGUGGGCAUUAAUGAGAGUCUGGUUAUCGAUUUGGAAAUGCUUUGCUCCUGUCCAUGCGAACGUCCCGGCACCACCGGCUAUGAAGCGCACUCACCCAAGUGCAACAAUCACGGUACACUAAUGUGUGGCAUCUGCGAGUGUGAUGAUAUGCAUUUCGGUCACAAUUGUGAGUGUUCAACGAGUGAUGUGCAUACUGGCAGUGACAAAGAUUUAGUUUGUCGUGCGGACAAUACCACACAAGUGGAUUGUAAUAACCGUGGCACUUGCCUGUGUGGUGUGUGCGAAUGUGAGAAACGUUCCAGUCCCGAGGAAAUUAUUUCAGGCAAAUUCUGUGAGUGUGAUAACUUCUCGUGUGAACGUCGUAAGAAUGUGCUGUGCUCUGGACCUGAUCAUGGCACAUGCGAGUGUAGUCACUGUGUUUGCAAGCCAGGUUGGACGGGUUCGGCAUGUGAUUGCCGUGAAUCGACUGACACCUGCAUGACACCAAAUGGCGGUGAACUUUGUUCGGGACAUGGUGAUUGUGAAUGUGGUGUUUGCAAAUGUAAAUCUACGGAAGAAGGUCGUUACUCCGGUAAAUACUGUGAGAAGUGUCCCACAUGCGCGGGUCGUUGCCACGAACUGAAAGACUGUGUACAAUGUCAAAUGUACAAGACCGGUCCAUUGAAGGAUGAAAAGGAUUGUGCCGCCAAUUGCAGCAACACUUUUGUGCCCAUUGGCGAGGAAAAAAUCGUUAUUGAUGAGGAGAAGGAUGAAUUGCUUUGCAUAUUCUAUGACGAGGAUGACUGCAAAUUUACAUUCAAAUAUAGCGAAGUGAACGAUAAAAUCGAAGUGCAUGCACAGCAGGAGCGUGAAUGUCCACCGAAGGUGUUCAUGUUGGGCAUUGUCUUGGGCGUUAUAGCUGCCAUCGUCUUAGUCGGUUUGGCCAUAUUGCUUUUGUGGAAAUUAUUGACGACCAUACACGAUCGCCGGGAGUUUGCACGUUUCGAGAAGGAGCGUAUGAACGCCAAGUGGGAUACGGGCGAGAAUCCAAUCUACAAGCAAGCCACAUCUACUUUCAAGAACCCAAUGUACGCCGGUCAGUAAGCUGCACCACUGGCGCAGAGCCGAUAACUGCACCACAAAAUAAUUAAUUUGCUUAGGCAAAGUUGCAUUGUUUGGGUUACGAAUUUCUCUCUAAUUGCCAUACAGUAAAAGAAGUUUAUAUCAGGAGCUGCGUAUUUCUAUGUGAAAAGUGAAACAUAUUUUAAAAUAAGACAAAAACAUAAAACUAAAUGUAUAACCUUAUGUAACCUUAUGUGUGCGAGCAACAGCUGCUUAUGACGCUGUGCAAACAAGACUAGUAUUGAACUGAAAUUUUUAUUAGUAACAAAAAAAAUAUGGCUUAAGCUUUGGUAGACAGUCGAAAUUUCAAUAAUUUUUGGAUAGUAUAGAAAUGCACUUAGUUGUUGUUGUUGUGUGCUACCGUUUGCAUAAUGAGGAUCAUUUUCAACCGUAUACUGCCAUUAAUAUAUACAUAUACAAACAUAUAUACACAUUUUAAGCAGCAAUGGCGAUAACUUAGCGAGAAGAAAUGCAUGUGCCUUGAAAAUGAUAUACAGUUUAGAUAUAUACACAUAUUAGUUUACAAACGAAUAUAUUUUAUACUUUUGAGUUUCACAUACAUACAUAUGUUCAGACACAAACUUCAGACAGCCAAACAAAUAUAUAAAUAUGCAUAUAAUGUUAGCGUCGUAAGGGAGUAAAAUUUUUUGUGGUAGCUCUUUCCAACCUAAAAAAAAAAAACAAAAAUAUGAGUAUCACAUGUAAGCAUUGCCUAUUUGCGUGAAAAGAGAUAUUGUUAUAGAGAUAUAGCGAAAAUCCAAUUUGUAACUGUUAACGAAGCACAAAACGAAUAAAAAAUAUUUAAGGUUUUUUGUAAACAAAUUUAUACUACUACAAAUGUGCCUACUAAACCUACAUAAAUUUUUUACUCAAAGUCAGAUGGUAUAUUUAUAAUGAAAAUUUAAGUGAGUAAUUUAUUAUCAAAAACAACAGCAAAAUAGCAUACAAAUACAGACUAUAUAGAACAAAUGAGGGAACUGAGUACUUUUCGGAAGUCAAGUACUUUUUUUUUUUAAGCAGCGUAUUUAAAUUUAUUUUUUGUAUUAAAACAAAUAUAUUAACAUAGUUUAUAAGUAUAUAAUGUAGUUGGUAUAUUAAAUUAAACAACGCAAUAUGUAAGUAGCUGUUCCGAGUACGCCAAAUUGACACAUCAAGCAAUUAUUGUAAUGUACGUUUGUACAUUUUUCGUUAUUUAAUAAUUUGUAAGACAAAAAUAAACCAAAAUUGCAAAAAGUCCAAAAAGUAAAAUUUUUUUUUUACAAAAUAACUUAAAAAGUUGAAAACACAAGACUACUUUUAGCGGGUUUUCAUAAGAUUUUGUAAUUUUUUGUUUUAAUUGUAUUUAAUUUUUUUUUUGUGUUUCAACAAUUUUCUAACAGAAUUUCUGCUAUUUUGUACUUUCUAAUUUUUGCAUUAUUCUAGCGAAUUGUGGUAAUUUUGUACGAAGUUUCUGAGCGUUGCACCGUUACUUACAUGCAAUUAAUCAAGAUUUUAUUUUUUAAUGACUCUUUUAAUUAACAUUAA